GAGAGAUUACAGGCAAUGGUGAUGAACAGAGGCCGGGGCGGACGCGGAGGACGGGGUCGCGGCGGGCCGGCGGCCCCGCCGCACCUGAUGCACGGUGUGCCGCCGCUGCGGCUCAAACCGGGCCGCGGCCGCUCGCCGCGCGGUCCGGUCCGGGGGCCGCCGCGCGGCGCGGGCGCGCCGGCACCGCGGCCGCAGCCGCUGCUAGCGCCGCUGCGCCGGCCCCGACCGCUGGUACCGCCGCAGCAGCUGAUGUCCCCCGUGGCGCCGCGGCCGCGCUACCCACCGCGCUCCGCCGCGCCGCGACCCUUCUACGACCCACCGGCCCUGGACGACGGCGGGGCGUACUAUGAGGAAAGCGGUCAGUACUAUGAUGAAGGCGGAGAGUACUAUGAGGAGACUGGCACGUACUAUGAGGAGAGCGGAGAGUACUAUGAGGAUGGCGGGGAGUACUAUGAAGAGACGGGCCCGUACUAUGAGGAGGGCGGAGAGUACUAUGAGGAGACUGGCCCCUACUAUGAGGGGAGCGUCCCGUUCCACGACGGGGGUGCUCCAUUCCGCGGUAUGGGUGCUCCGAGGCGAGUCAGGGGUGCUCCCAUGAGGGCUAGGGGCUCUCCCAUGCGAGGAAGGGGUGCCCCCAUGCGGGGUCGAGGCGCUCCGAUGCGGGGCAUGGGUGCUCCGAUGCGGGGCAUGGGUGCUCCGAUGCGAGGAAUGGGUGCUCCGAUGCGGGGCGCAGGCCCUCCAGUCCGCGGGAGAGGCGCCCCACUGCGGGGCAGAGGAGCCUCAGCGCGCGGCGCGGGCACCCCGGUUCGGGGCAGGGGCGCCCCGGCGCGAGGCAGGGGUCGUGGCCGUGGAGCCACUGCGGCCAGCACAACUCCCCAGUCCAAGACACCAAAGGUACAGAAGAAAACAUCCAAAACUGAAAAGGAGCGGGACGCCGGUGACCUGCUGAAGCCGUGGGUCACUCCCGAGCUGCGCGCCGAGAUCGAGAAGAAACAGAAGAUGCACGAGGCCUCGCGCGAGUCGGGCGACGCCAAGGACUUUGAGGCGUUCAAGGAGCAGCGCAACAAAGUGACUUCCAUGAUGCGAGCCGCCAAAAUGGAGUAUAUCGGCAUGCACGACGAGGAGGACAUUGGCAAAAUCAUGGCGGAGGCUGGCGUAAUGCAGGCGGCUAAAUCUGCCGACUCUAAAACAGAGCCCAAAGCCGCCGAGCCCGCGGCGGCUGGCGUUAAGACCGAGCCAAAGGCCGAGCCAAAGUCUGAACAGGACACGAACGGCUCCAAGGCAGAGCAGCCCGCCGAAAACGGCGCGGCGGCCGAGCCGGCGGCCGCCUAGGGCUCCGCUCGUGGCCGGGAGGUGUCUGACCCGGCCUCCCAGUGCCCCGUCUCUGUAGCGAGCCGCGACCCCUGACCGGUCACACGGCCGGCGGAGUCACCGCGCGGGGCGGGGACCGAAGGGACGGUACAAACUGAGUCACAAUGGGAUACUCGCUGGCGGUCUGCUAAAACAUCGGCACUGGUGACCAGCCAUGCCACUGUGUUCAUACAUGUCAUCAAACCCAUCAAAUCGUGGUAACGCUGGGACCUUAACCAGCCACUACGCAGACAGCGGGGUGGAAGUGCGCUAGUGCUCGGAGAAGGCGAACUAUUUAACCCGCGCUGGCGGACACGGGCGGAGCGCUGUGUCCGUCGGUGACGGGUCGCGCGACCGCGAGUACUUACGGCCCUCCCUAGUGUUGAGUAUUACCAUUGUGCCCCCAACCGGAUCGUCUCGGCGCGUUUGUGUCACGGGGUGCCUGCGCGUGGCCCCGUCCCCGGCCCUCCGCGGCCUUAACGGUCGCGGCGAAUACUGCUAGUACAACCGGACGUCGCGAGGCGGCGCUACGGUCGCGGGCGUGUGCAGCACUGCUGAAAAGGCACCACCAUCAAGCCAUUACCAUUUGCCGUAUUUAUUGGCUAAUGUCGCGAUCGAAUGCACUUUCUUACCGUAAUCAUUUUUCUCAUUGAUUGACAAUUGUAUCUACCGCGAGAAUUUCAAGUCCAAAACGACGGGUGCGUAGUUUUAGUGGAGCUGACCAUUGCAUUUGUGGCCCCGUCGGCCCCGGCAAAACCGGGUGACGCCGGCCGAGCAAUGUCCGCGCUCACAGCUGCAUUUCUCAGUGUACAUUCGAGGCUUCAUUGUGUCCAUGUCUGUGUCGCGCUGUCUUAGAGAAUAAACGGUGAGGCGCCGGCCGCCGAGGCAGCGGUCGGCACCGCGGCCCGUC
Molecule: messenger RNA, 2260 nt
Organism: Amphibalanus amphitrite
Lineage: Eukaryota; Metazoa; Arthropoda; Thecostraca; Balanomorpha; Balanidae
Product: translation initiation factor IF-2-like
Exons: 4
Coding region: 16-1332 (438 amino acids)
Source: RefSeq, a predicted model, not a curated record